GUGGAUACACACACAUGACACGUUGCUCCAUACUCUCCGUGGCGUACCGCCAGUGUGCGUUCGAAUCGUCUCAUAAAGAGUUUCGUUCUUCGUGUCGUAGCUGUGUCGAGUUGUCCACUAAAUAUCUCCGUAUCUGUAACAAGUGCAUCUUUUUUAAAUCAGAACAAACGCCGUUGAAAGACACUUGGUACACUUCCCAAUAACCCGUGGAACGCACGGCUUUCACUGGACGGAAGAAUCUUCCUAGGAUUUGUUAUUUUGCGACCAGAGCAACGAGAACGCUUCUAAGCCAUGCCUGCCGCACCUAGUGCCGCCUCUGUUGGCUCCGUUGGACGUUCGCCCAGCAAAGCGUUAGCACCGAGAACAGGUGGUAGUGGUGCCGUUAGACAGAGAAAAACCGUAUCGGCGAACAGUUCAACGAGAAACCGAAGUACAGGCACGAGCUCGGGUGGCAUGUGGAAAUUCUACACAGACGAUUCACCAGGCAUCAAAGUAGGUCCCGUGCCAGUACUAGUCAUGUCCCUUUUAUUCAUCGCAUCUGUGUUUAUGCUUCAUAUUUGGGGCAAGUAUACUCGAAACUAAAACCUGACGUGAUAUUCAGAGCAGAGCCAGAGAGACCAGGAGACAGUGGGUGAUGUGACUGCAAAAUGAAUCAAUGCGUCAAGAUUAAAACAAUUGAAUAUGUGCGAUAUGAUUUAAUACACGUAUCUUAAAAUGUGUGUAAACGUUAUUGAGCACAUGUGGAUGUAUAUUAUUGCGAAAACUACCAUAAAAAUCAUUACAGAGCGUUAUACAGAUAUCAUUGCAUGAUAGAAAUAUACUGAAGUUAUCGAGUAAUA
This is a messenger RNA of Odontomachus brunneus, 839 nucleotides long. It is a transcript of the gene Sec61beta, whose product is annotated as protein transport protein Sec61 subunit beta. Gene Ontology annotation, biological process: intracellular protein transport. NCBI's taxonomy places the organism in Eukaryota, Metazoa, Arthropoda, Insecta, Hymenoptera, Formicidae. Gene Ontology annotation, cellular component: Sec61 translocon complex. The coding region runs from base 292 to 582 and encodes 96 amino acids. The transcript has 3 exons. The record is from RefSeq and is a predicted model, not a curated record.